This is a messenger RNA of Closterium sp. NIES-65, 1917 nucleotides long. The record is from the annotation of a GenBank genome assembly. NCBI's taxonomy places the organism in Eukaryota, Viridiplantae, Streptophyta, Zygnematophyceae, Desmidiales, Closteriaceae.
AUGAUGCCAUCUCACGACAUAGUGAAGCACGCUGCGCUCAGCGAUGGACAGUGCACGGGUUCCACGCCGUGUCGAAAGCGAGCGAGAAGCUCGUCUCCAGCCCAUCACCAUCAUCACGCCGCACUCGCCGCUAGCAUAAUCAACCGCACCGCUCCUUGCCGCUCCGAAGAGGCGGGUUCGACGAUGCCUGGCGAGUCCGCCGUUCUUGAAGCCGCAUCGCACGCUCACAUCGCUGCUGCCGACCGCCGUCACACGAUCCCCGCGCUCGUACCGCCUCCAGCCUUUUUCCUAAGGCCGCGAUUCCCGGCGGCUGAGGAGAACGAGUUGGCAGAAACGGGCUGCGCGCAGGCGGAGGGUAGCGCCGGGCCGACGGGCGCGGGGGGAGGCGGCGGGCGAGGCGGUGGCGACACUGCGAGCUCCAGCCUGCCCGCAAACCACUCGCAGCAGCAGGCGCGGCGGCGGAGCUCAAUGGCGGACUUGAGUGACGACCUGCUGCUGAGGAUCAUCCUCUGCUCGCGCCCCACCGCGUGGGACCUCUGCCGCCUCGCGUGCGUGGCGCGCGCGUGGAAGGCACUGUGCUACUCCGCGCCCUUCUGGCAGCGCCUGCGCGUGGAACCGCACAGCAUCCGACCAGGAGUGGAGCAGCUGGCGGCGCGGUGCGCGGGGCUGCAGGAGCUGUACGUGGACGACCCGCUGUGCCACGUGCACCUGCUGCACCCCAUCAUCGCCGCCGCCGCGCACUCCCUCACGCGCCUCGUCAUCAACUGCGACCCGCCCGCACCCCCCGCCGCCCCUGCUGCGCUGCUGGGGGGAACGGUGGGGGUGCAGCACACGGGGGCGGGGGAGGGGCGCGCGGCGGAGUGGGGGGGCAUGGAGGCGGAGAGUGCAGCGGGGGUGGACGACCUGAGAGAGGCGUCCGUGUGCAGCAUGCUGUGGGUGCUCAGCGUGCACUGCACCAACGUGCACACCAUUGAGCUCGUCGCCCCCACCUCCUGCCACUACUCCGCCCUCCCUCCUGCAUACCGCCCCGAUGUCCGUGCGGCCCCUGCCCACGUGCCAACAAGCACACACCAGCUCGCUGCUCACCAUGCACCUCCGCCCACACGCGCCCGUGAGCGAGAGCGGGAGCGGGAGCGAACGCCUGUGGCGUGGGCACCGUUUGCGUUCAUCGAGCUGCGCGCGCUCUGGUUCCUCACCGCCAGCUUCCGCCAGGUGCAAGCCUUCGUGUGCCUGUGCCCCGCGGCCCUCUCGCGCCCGUCCAUCUUCCUGCUCGUCAUCGCGUGGCGCCGCCACCUGGCGUCGCUGGCGCUGCACAUGGGGCGCCUGGCGCUGCUGGACCUGCUGCCCCUCGCCAAGUGCACGCGCCUGCUCCACCUGCACCUCGUCGGCGCCUGCCUGCACGGCGUGGGCGCUGCUGUGCUCCGCCCAGGUACAGCGGCCAGUGGGAGGGGCGCGAGGGGCACGUGGGGCACGUGGGAGGCGGGGGAGAGAGGGUUGAGGGGAGGGGAAGGAGCAGGGCUGAGGGACGAGGGGUUGGAUGCGGGGGAGAAAGACGCCGCUUUCGAGGAAGCAGCAGGGGAAGCAACAGGGAGGCGCGGGCAGGGUGGGCAGUACCCACGGGUGCUGCACCCGACGGUGCGGUUUCUGACACUGGAGUGUGUUGCUCACGAGCCCCGUGACAUUGCCGCACUGGCCGCCAUGCUGCCCGCACUGCAGCGCCUCGAGCUGAGGAACACGAGCCAGUCUUCUGCAGGCUCCACUGCUCUAGGGCUAGAGCAGCCCUGCACCCACUGUGGCGUGGCGUGGGGCGCGCGCAGCAGGGGAGGGCGGGUGGGCGGGCGUGCGUACGAGCAGGAGAUGAUGGCGGUGCAGGCGCAGCUGAGGGCCAGGGGCGUGGCCACACUCAUGCUCCUGUGA